Molecule: messenger RNA, 3102 nt
Organism: Yamadazyma tenuis ATCC 10573
Lineage: Eukaryota; Fungi; Ascomycota; Pichiomycetes; Serinales; Debaryomycetaceae
Gene: VPS34
Product: phosphatidylinositol 3-kinase
Biological process (GO): endocytosis; phosphatidylinositol-3-phosphate biosynthetic process; autophagy of peroxisome
Cellular component (GO): phosphatidylinositol 3-kinase complex, class III, type I; membrane; cytoplasm
Molecular function (GO): 1-phosphatidylinositol-3-kinase activity
Source: RefSeq, a predicted model, not a curated record
AUGACCCAAAGUACGCAAUCACAAACAUCCACAAACGUGAGUGCUUUGGGGCUUUCCAAAGACUUGAAGGCGCUGCUUACAGUCAAGUUGUGUUAUCUACAACCAACCAACAACUCAAUUGUACUAAAAAAGCUCGCAAAGCCAUCCGAUAAGUACUCCAAUCCUCAGGUGUUUAAGAGGCUCUCCAACAUAUAUUUCAACUCAGACAUGCUUGUGAAGAUUGAGGUGAUGAGUGGGUCCACCCACAAGCCUGUUACAUUGCCAUGCCACUCGCCAUAUCAUUCGUUCACCAACAACAAGCGGGUUUGGAAUAAAUACUUGAAGCUCCCGGUAAACUAUAACCAGCUAUCAAUAGACUCCUACUUGAAGUUCACCUUAUAUGAGAUAUCUGACAGUAAGCAGGUGGUUUACGGUGUAGGGUACUUGCUGAGUUUCAACCAUUCGGACUCGACGUUAAGGAAAGGAAUGCAAAAGAUUCCUAUUAGAACUGAAUAUGACGAUGUCACAAUCAACUAUCAUGAUGCUGACGACAUGAACGACGGAGAACUGAAUCUCAUCAAGUACGAGAACGGUGACUUCGCAAAGGUUGACUGGUUGGACAAAUUCAGUUUGCCAUUUGUGGAGAAAGCCCGCAAUGAUGAAUUGAAAACAGGGACAGGCUCCGACUUGUUCUACUUAUACAUUGAACUACCACGGUUCGACUUGCCGAUCGUGUAUUCGGAAACUUCAUACGAGCUACCCGACACGAAGGCGAUAAUAGAGGAGUUCAAGGUUAAUAAGAACAACUUGAAUGAGAAUAAUAUCACCAAUACGGUGGUGAACCAAAUCGAUAUCAGUGGUCCCACCAAAGUAUUUGACCCUGAUUUUCACCUCAUGAGCUUGGGGUCUUUGGUAAGUGCAUCACAACAGACCAAUAAUGCAAAUCAUCAAGGAUAUGUACUUAACUGGAACAAUUUGGACCCUAUAGAGUCGAAGUAUCAUAAGCUCGAAAGAAACAUGAACAAUAGCAGCCUUUUGGAUAAAGAGUUGAAGCCUACUCCACAAUUAAGAGACGAACUAUUGAAGAUUCUUGACAAGCCUUCCAACAUUGAGUUGUCGGAAAUCGAAAAGAAUUUGAUCUGGAAAUUCCGUUACUAUUUCUCCAAAAACAACUCUACCAACUCCAACUCUGACAACAAACCUGAAGUGUCCAAAAUCAACCAGAAAUUUUUGACAAAGUUUCUAAAGUCCAUCAACUGGGAUAAUGACUAUGAAUUGGACCAUACGUUUAACGAGAUGAUUCCCUACUACUGGUCUGUUGACAAGAUCCAAAUAGGCGAUGCCUUAGACUUGUUGAGCAGUUACUUCAACCCUUUUACGUUAGCCUCCAAUGUCACGGUGCCAACUCCCAAAAAGGAUGGAAACAGUAAGGAAACAAAGUCAGAGAAGAUAUUCAAAUAUGUGAGACAGCUACGGAACUUUGCCGUCGACAGGCUAAGACUUGCAAGCCAGGAUGAGUUGUUGUUGUACUUGUUGCAACUUGUUCAAGCCCUUAAGUACGAGACUAUUAUUGCCGACACCGAGUUGAAUGCAAUUAUUAAUGAUGAGGAAGUUGUUCUGCACUCCAAUGGAAUGGAUGAUGACGUGCAUGUGAACAGUACGAUUUCCAACAAAGAGGCCGAGCUAAGGCUAUUAGAAAAAUCUCCAUUGGCAUCAUUCCUUAUUGAAAAGGCGGUUGGAAAUGAUAUUCUUGGUAAUUUCUUUUACUGGUACGUGAAGGUAGAAAAUGAAGACCAGUUGAAUACCAAUGGGAAAGGUUCUGUCAAGAUAUACUCGAUCGUUCUCAACAAGUAUAUUGAAGAGCUCAAAAGCUUUGCUCACAAAAAUAAACUUCCCAACUAUAAUUACUUGAAGAGACAGGUGUGGUUCAUUAAGAAGUUAACUGGGUUGGUGGAAUUGUUGCGUACCACCUUCAAAAAGAAUGAGGCAACGGCAAAGAAAAUCCAGUUUUUAAGAGACCAUUUGGCAGACUCGUCUAACGAGUUCUUGAAGUUUCCUCAUUCAUUCCCCUUGCCAUUGGACCCCUCUAUAAUCAUUUGUGGGUGUUACCCAGAAGAAUCAUCUGUGUUUAAGAGCUCGUUGUCUCCUUUGAAAUUAACCUUCAAGACUGUCAUCAAGGACCUGUCAGGUUCUGGAAACCAGAUAUUUGGUGACAGAAAGAAAUACGGAAAGUACACCUUGAUGUUCAAGAUCGGAGACGACUUGAGACAGGACCAACUCGUUAUACAGAUUAUCAACUUGAUGGACCAGUUGUUGAAGAAUGAGAACUUGGACUUGAAAUUGACACCGUAUAGGAUUCUAGCUACCAGUCCUAUAGCGGGUAUGAUCCAGUUUGUGGCGAAUGAAACAUUAGAUAGCAUUCUUGUCAAGAAUUAUGGCCCCGAAAGUUCUGGUCCUAACUCCAUCAACAUGAACAAUGGUAUCCUCAAUUUUUUGCGAUACCACAGUAAGGAGCUUCAACAAGCAGAUCCAAUAGCCACCAGUGUGCUCGGAAACCCCAAGCAUCCUCCCGCCGAAGACAGGCAUGCCAUAACCUCCGACCUUGGUGUAUCAUCGGUGGUGAUGGACAACUACGUUAAAUCCUGUGCUGGUUACUGUGUUAUAACGUAUUUAUUGGGGGUUGGUGAUAGGCAUCUAGACAACCUUUUAUUGUCUCCCAAUGGGAAGUUCUGGCACGCAGAUUUCGGGUACAUAUUAGGACGGGACCCCAAACCGUUCCCACCGUUAAUGAAGUUACCGAUCCAAGUUAUUGAUGGAAUGGGAGGAUUGAGUCAUGAGAACUUCAAUGUCUUCAACAACUACUGUUUCGUGACAUACACUACGUUAAGAAAGAACUCCAACUUGAUUUUGAACUUGUUCCAAUUGAUGUUGGAUGCCAACAUUCCAGAUAUCAAGAUGGACCCAACUAGGGCCGUGGAGAAGGUCCAGGAAAAGUUUUGCUUGGAGAUGACAGAGGAAGAGGCGAUUCUUCAUUUCCAAAAUUUGAUCAACGAUAGUGUGAAUGCAUUUUUGCCGGUGGUGAUCGACCGGUUGCACAGUUUGGCUCAAUAUUGGCGGGCAUGA